This is a messenger RNA of Rubroshorea leprosula, 3038 nucleotides long. The record is from the annotation of a GenBank genome assembly. NCBI's taxonomy places the organism in Eukaryota, Viridiplantae, Streptophyta, Magnoliopsida, Malvales, Dipterocarpaceae.
CAUGUUUAUUACAGAAACAAGCGCAGUGUCUCACUUCCCAAAUCCUCAAAAAAUGGUGAAUUUUCCAGUGUUGUUGAGAUGAAAGAAAGUAGCUCGACGUCUCUGCUCAGGCGUAUUUUGGUGAAUUGUGCGGCACAGCUUCGCACAAAGGUUUAAGUGCUCCCUAUUUUAUCAAUGUUGAGCUUUGGACGCUAGACUGGAUACUAGGAGUGCGAUCUAAAUAUUGGACGGGAGUAGUUGAAAGAAUUUUGGCAACAUGUCAGGGAAAGCAUCAAUUUCGCAGUCAAGUACUGGGUUUGGAUCCGGUGCUCUGUCACAUGUUUAUAUCAAACAUCCACCUCUACGUUGCAGCAUUCCUGGAUCAAUGGGUUUAUUUUAUGAUGAUGGAACUAAAUUGCUCAUUUCCACGACAUCUACUCAGGUCUUUUCAUGGAAAACUGUUCCUUUUUCUCCUCUCGCGGCCCCUACCACUGACUCAAUUAGUGAAGGACCCAUAUUAGCUGUUAGGUUUUCUCUAGAUGAAAAGCUGAUUGCAGUCCAGCGGUCUAACAGCGAGAUACAGUUUUGGCUUAGAGAAACAGGUGAAACUUUCUGUCAAAAAUGCAAGUCCGAGUCAGAGAGCAUACUGGGAUUUUUCUGGACAGAUUGCCCGUUGUGUGAUAUUGUAGUUGUAAAGACCAGUGGCUUAGACUUUUAUUCUUAUGAUCCUGCUUCAAAAUCACUUACCUUGGUGGAGACAAGGAAAUUGAAUGUGAGUUGGUAUGUAUACACACAUGAGAGCAGAUUACUUCUUCUUGCUUCCGGAAUGCAGUGCAAGACUUUCAAUGGAUUUCAGCUUUCUUCUGGAGGUGUUAUUCGAUUGCCAAAAUUCGAGAUGUUAAUGGCUAAAUCUGAAGCUAACAGUAAGCCUGUCCUUGCCGAUGAGGAUCUAUAUAUUGUUACUGUCUAUGGGAGAAUAUACUGCUUGCAAGUUGAUAGAGUUGCUAUGCUACUGCACUGCUAUAGAUUUUACCGUGAUGCUGUUGUACAACAGGGUUCUCUGCCAAUUUAUUCAAGCAAGGUCGCCAUUAGUGUAGUGGAUAAUGUACUACUUGUGCACCAAGUAGAUGCAAAAGUUGUUAUACUUUAUGACAUAUUUGCUGAUUCCCGAGCUCCCAUAUCAGCCCCACUUCCUGUACUUUUGAGAGGCCUCCCAAGGUCCAACAGUUCAACCUCUCGAUCUAACGGCAGAGAAAGUGAAAAUUCGGAGACCUCUAAUGCUAAUUAUCACGAAACAAUUAUUUAUGGGGAUGACUGGAAUUUUCUGGUUCCUGACCUUGUCUGUGAUGUUGCUAAUAAGCUUUUAUGGAAGAUCCAUCUAGACUUGGAGGCAAUUUCUGCUAGUAGCUCAGAGGUUCCAUCAGUAUUAGAAUUCCUACAAAGGCGAAAAUUGGAAGCAAAUAAGGCUAAACAACUAUGCUUGGCAAUUACACGAACAGUUAUUCUAGAACGCAGACCCGUCAACAUGGUUGGUAGGGCAAUGGAUGUCAUAGUCACCUCUUAUUCUCUCUCUAUCAAAACAGGCAGUUAUUUCAAGGGAACAAAGGCUGAGAGGAGACCCACAGGUGUGCCAAACGUUAACAACCCUGAAGCUGGUACUGAUGUGUCUGUCAGCCAAACAGAUGGACGGGGAAAAUCCAUCAAGUUUGAGUCUAAUUCCAGACACAACAGUGGACUCAUCAAUAGGUCUUCAACUUAUUCAGCUUCAGAUUCUGAGGAUACUGGCAGCUCUGAACCACUGAAAACCAACUUAGAUGAUACCCCUGAAACUCAGCCAUCAUCUUUACAACCUCAAACUCUAGGACCUGUGAACAAUCUAGUGAAUCACGAUGUCUUAGAGCAGCAAGAGACCCAGCUUGCUACCCCUGCAAUUUCACCUGAUGAGAUGUACAAAUUUGUAUUUGCUCCUGUUGAUGAAGAGAUGGUUGGAGAACCUUCUUAUCUAGUUGCUAUCAUUCUUGAGUUCCUUCGAAGUGCUAAUGUAGAAAAGGUCAAAGUGCAUCCGAAUAUUUAUGUGUUGACUAUACAACUAUUGGCCCGCAGUGAACGAUAUGCAGAACUAGGAUUGUUCAUCAUAAACAAGAUUCUUGAACCUUCAAAGGAAGUUGCUUUCCAGCUCUUAGAAUCAGGGCGUCAAAAUCCCCAAACUAGGAAGUUGGGUUUGGAUAUGCUAAGACAGCAUCCUUUACAUAAUGACUAUGUGUUGUUACUGGUGCAAGAUGGAUAUUAUCUUGAAGCUUUACGUUAUGUACGAAAGCAUAAGGUCACUGGUGUUCGGCCCUCGUUGUUUCUUGAAGCAGCAUUUUCAUCCAAUGACCCGCAACAUCUGGCUGCAGUGUUGAGAUUCUUCUCAGAUUUUAUUCCUGGCUUUCGAAAUACCACAGAUUUCUGUGCAUACUACCGUGUUCUCAGUGAGAUGAACGGAACAGUCAACGCCUGAGGAGGGAGGAGUGAGGCCAAAUGAGAGGACAAAGACGCAUCAAAUUGUAUUGUUGGUUGUAGCAAUGCUGUUGUGCCAGUAAUCCGUAAGCACUCAAAUCCUGCCUCUAUAAGAUGAAAAACAAACCGUUUGAUAAGUAAAUGACUACAACCUCUCUCUUUGAAAUAAUAUUACUUUGUUUUUUUUGUACAUCUAAUGAUGAUGGACUAUAUGCCAGAGAUAGUUUUUUCCGUUCUCAAAUCUCUCACCAUCCAUCUCAAGGUUUAAACUUGAGAUUUCUAACUUGAAAUCUCAAACUCUUAUUUGUAAGAACACUCUGUAACAAGCACCUUUACUCAUUUGACAGGUAAGAAGUGUUAUCAUUCAUCUUUAGAUGAUUGCGAACAUCCUAAUUAAUCAAGGGAGCUGAUGUAUAACUAUCUUAGGAAAAGGUUAUUGAGAACAAUAUUUAUUAGAACAUGCUUCGUUUGUAAUGUUAGGUCUAAUCUUGUUAGUGUCCCUACAAAAUAAACUAAAGAGAGGUUGAAAGUGUUAGGUUUAAUAGAUCUGCAAUUCAAUU